CGGCCCCGCUAUUCUCUCUCUCUCUCUUAACCGUGCGGAGGAUCAAACUUCAUUUCUCAUCCUUGUUAUUUUUUCGGAAUCCCAAUUUCCCGUGCCCCGCUGUCCAUUGUUCAUAUCUUUGCCCGCUCCUCCCCCCCCUUUUUCUCCCCUUUUGGGCCUUUUUUUUUCAUUCUACUUACACUGUCAGUUAGCCUUCUUUAUCGGUCAUGGAUGAACACGAACACGGUCAUGAACAUGCCAGUGGCAUGGGUCACAGUCAUAACCUAGAUCCCGCCUUAUUCUCGGAGUACGCCGCCACCAACGAACCCAUCGGCACCAUCAUGACGCUUCACAUGCUUUUGGAUUCAUGUAUCCACUCGGCCUGGUACUUGGGUUGGUGAAAAACAAAUGGCAUGUCCCUGUCCAGAUCCUGGCCACUGCUACCUUUGUAGCCGGAUACUUUCUUGCGCACGCGCAUUCAGGACGCAACUAUGAACCUCAUAUUGCUCAUCGCUGGUUUGCUUACAUUGUGAUUUGGGCCAUCGUUAUCCAGUUCUGCGCCGGUGUUUACCUGAAACUGCACUUGGAAAAAGGAAUCCAUGGCCGUAUUCGACCGGCAUUCAAAUUAUUGCAUCGCUACUGUGGUAUCUCUGUGCCUAUUGUAGGUUAUGUCCAAAUCAUGCUUGGCGUCAUUGCCAGUCUCGGAUUUUGUUACGGAGACCACACGGGACAAUGUCUGGCCCAUUUUAUCAUGGGAUCAUCGUUUGUCGCUUACGGCAUCUUGUUAUUGUUAUCGUUGCGUGUGGGUGGGCCCUGGUUACUUCGGCAACAAAAAAGCCCCGAAUGGUACGAUAGCUGGGUUAUCAUGCUUUGGGGUAUCGUCAAUACAUUUACCGAACAUCGAUGGGGUCAGGAAUGGAAUCACGGCGACUAUCAGCACACAUCCAUGGGUAUCAUCUGGUGGAUCGCUGGUAUGGUGGGCAUCGUGUUGAGCCGAAACGGUAAACGUACGGUCGUACCAGCCGUAUUGAUUAUUUUGACGGCCGUGGCUUUCCAGGGCCACGCGCAGCACGUUCCUAACAGCGGCCAGAUCCAUUCAUACUUUGGCUACAUGUUGAUGGCCGGUGGACUCAGCCGUAUCAUUGAAAUUUGCUUUGUCUGGAAAGAAGGCGAUUUUAGCAUUACCCCUUGGCAAUAUCUGCCACCUUUGACAUUGAUGCUCUCUGGAAUGCUUUUUAUGGGAUCGACAGAGGAACAGUUGGGUUAUCUGUCGAUAAUUGGUGUCGACAUCAGUUCGUACAGCAACAUUUUACUAUCGUUUGGUUUUGCCGUCUUCUUAUGGUCGUUUUUGCUCAUUGCACUGUGGGAAAGACUGUCGAAUUAUGAUCCUUCCACGGCCUCCCGACAAGGCUACACCGAAGUGGCCCGUCAACAGCAAGAUGAAGAAGACCGCCACAUCAACACCUUGCUGCAUGAUAACGGCUCUGGAUUCCUCGACGACGAUGAAUUUGAUGACGAUGCCGUUCAACUCAAACCUCGAAGCCAAGGCCCUGCUUUAUAAAGCACUCGCGCAAUCUACGAUUUUUUUUCUCCAAGAUUUCCCUAUUUUUUUCAUUGCACACAC
Molecule: messenger RNA, 1603 nt
Organism: Radiomyces spectabilis
Lineage: Eukaryota; Fungi; Mucoromycota; Mucoromycetes; Mucorales; Radiomycetaceae
Exons: 7
Coding region: 347-1540 (397 amino acids)
Source: RefSeq, a predicted model, not a curated record